This is a messenger RNA of Oryzias melastigma (Indian medaka), 647 nucleotides long. RefSeq names its product lipid droplet assembly factor 1. The transcript has 5 exons. NCBI's taxonomy places the organism in Eukaryota, Metazoa, Chordata, Actinopteri, Beloniformes, Adrianichthyidae. The record is from RefSeq and is a predicted model, not a curated record. The coding region runs from base 197 to 643 and encodes 148 amino acids.
GGUGAGGUCAAAGAAGGGGGAAAAAGUCGUGUUUUGUUUUAGGGCGUGGUCUUAAAAAUGCUUCUUAAAGUUUGGAGUGAACCUCUGAUUCUGACUGCAUUAAGUUUUCAGCUGCGACGAUUUGACAACCGAACGGGGAUUGCUUCAUGCUUCAGUAACUGUGAGAGAGGUUGUCAGUCAGCUCAGGUGUGAGACGAUGCAGCGCAGCAGCAGGUUGGUGCAGCAGCUGUGGGAAAGAUGGACAUCCUUGGUGAAAAAUCUUCAAGAAGAUCCCAGAGUUGCUCGGUUGAUGACCACGAGGAUGGGCCAGUACCUCAGCAGCCAUCCUUUCUUAGCUCUCACUCUGCUGAUGUUCAGCGUCAUGGCUGCCUUACCUGUCGGCAUCUUCUUCACAUUUGCCCUCGUGACCGCCGUAAUUUCUGCGACAGGUUUCGUUUUUAUUGAAGUGAUCCUGCUGAUUGUUGGAGGCUUGACUCUACUGUCCAUCCUUGUCGGCGUCGCCUUGUUCUCCCUGCUGGUUUCAGUCGUCGUCAAUGGGCUGAUCAUCUCCAUUCCCAGCCAACUGAAAAAUUAUGCACAUUGGGCGAAGAAUGGCGUAAACCAGAAGACUGAGAGUGAAACUUCAGGAUUAAAGGAGUUGUAGUAGA